Entrophospora candida is the source of this 215-nucleotide messenger RNA. Lineage: Eukaryota; Fungi; Glomeromycota; Glomeromycetes; Entrophosporales; Entrophosporaceae. The record is from the annotation of a GenBank genome assembly.
GUUUGAAUGCUGUUAUAAAGACAGUUAAAUGCCUUGUUGAUACACAGAUUAAAGAAAACAUUCAAAAGUCUGAAAAAAAAGCUUCCUGGUAUCCCGCCAAAAACAUGUAUCCUUCAAUAUUACAUUCUCAACUUACAAUGAGAAAUACUCUUCUAUUUUUUCUCAAUCCAGAAUUAAAAUUGAGAUGGUUACUUUAUGAUCAUAUAGUUUCUUAA